Molecule: messenger RNA, 1063 nt
Organism: Gryllus bimaculatus (two-spotted cricket)
Lineage: Eukaryota; Metazoa; Arthropoda; Insecta; Orthoptera; Gryllidae
Source: the annotation of a GenBank genome assembly
UAUUUCAUUCGGUCCGCAAGCUUUUCUACAUUUGAUUGUUGCAAUCGCUAUCACUAGCUCAUCUAUUGUUAAUAGGUCGAUUUCGAUUUUCUGGUCAGGUGUUUUUUCUUCGUGGCUCAAUGCUUUGUGAUACAAUCACGGUGUAUGAAAUAUACAAAACUCUCUGGAAGAACACAUUUAUAUACUCUCUGGGACAGCGCCAAAUCACGUGAUAUAGUUUGAUUUAUAAAGCGGUGCUAUGUGUUUGCGUACUAUUCAGACUUAACCUCAAAAAGUAAUUUCAGUUGGAUCAAGCGAGAUUGAAGAAAACAAUUCAACAGCAUUUUGAACUAUAAUAAUGGAAGAUACCGCAAUCUUCAAUGUUCAAGAACAAUGGUUGAGGCCUCUUCGUUGCGAAUUAAAUGUAUUAUCUCGCCCGGAUGGCUCAGCAAUGAUUACUCAAGGGAAUACAGCCGUUGUUGCAGCAGUAUAUGGUCCAGUGGAUGUCAAACCUCAAAGGAUUCUUGUGGAUAAAGCGAGCAUCGAGACAGUGUACAAGCCAAAAAGUGGAUUACCCAAUGUAGCAGAUAGAAUGAGAGAAACUAUUAUUAAAAAUACAUGUGAGACUGCCUUGCUGUCUGCAAUCCAUCCAAGGACUGCAGUAUGUAUUGUAUUGCAGGAAAUGCAAGACUCUGGAGGUUUGUUGUCAUGUUGUAUUAAUGCUGCUUGUAUGGCAUUAAUGGAUUCUGGGAUAGCUAUGAAGUUUCUUGUUGCAGCUGGAAGUAAAGCAUCAUUAACCUUUGUGUUUGAUAGUGCAAAGAAAAAUCUGGUAGCAUCACACACCUCAGGUGUAUUUUCUCAAGAACAGUACCAUGAAAGUCUUUUAAAAUGUCGUCAAGCCAGUUGUGAAAUAUUUGAAUUUUACAGGUCUCUAGUUAAAAAAUACAUCAUAUGCAUUUGAAUUCAAAGUACAAACAAGAAGAAAAAUUUUCAAACAAAUACUUGAUAAGUGGAAAUGUAAUUACGUAAUAUGUACAAUAUAGUCUUUUUUUUAUAUAAAAGUUACUGUACAUGUGAAAUAAAC